UUUUACCUGAUGCUUUACCGUGCCUUUGGCUUCAGAAAAAAAAAGAAAAAAAAACACCGAGCGACUAAGAGAAGGCGAAGCACUCGCCGCCGGCCCGCUGUCUCGCCGCGGAAAUUUCGUCUUCCCCGGGAUUCCGCGGGGAGGCGGCGCGGUAACCGCCGGCGGUUAUUCCGUCAAUAGAAUGGCGGGGACCGCGUGGGGGAGGCCUGAGGAGAGGAGGUGAGGCGGAUGGUCCGCGCCCUGUCACGUGCCCGCAGCCUGCUCGACGGAAUUCCCCACCGGCGGGGGCGUGCUGCGAGUUCGUCCGUGUCCGGCCAUGGCGCGGAGGAGGCUGUUGCGGGAUACGUCCGCAUGCUGGCUGGCGGGGCCAGGCCCGACGCGUACACGUUCCCGUCCUUGCUCAAGGCGGCGGCGGCGGCGCGGGGCGCGGCCGUGGCGGCGGCAUCAGUUGGCGGUGCCAUCCACGCGCACGUGGUUAAGUUCGGGAUGGAGUCGAACGCUCACGCGGCGAGCUCCCUGAUCGUCAUGUACGCGGCCAGGGGAGACGGCGCCGCGGCGCGCGCGGUGCUGGAGGCGGCGUGCCUCGCCACGGGAGGGGGAGCGCCGGUCAUGUGGAACGCGCUCAUCUCUGGCCAUAACAGGAGCGGGCGGUUCGAGCUGUCCUGCUGCUCCUUCGUGGACAUGGUCAGAGCCAGCGCCAUGGCCACCGCGGUCACCUACGUCUCGGUGCUCUCGGCUUGCGGGAAAGGGAAGGACCUGCUGCUGGGGAUGCAGGUGCACAAGCGCGUCCUCGAGAGCGGGGUGUUGCCUGAUCAGAGGGUGGAGAACGCUCUGGUUGAUAUGUACGCCGAGUGCGGCGACAUGGACGCGGCCUGGGUGUUGUUCGAGGGCAUGCAGAUGAGGAGCAUGGCGUCCUGGACGUCGGUAAUUUCUGGCCUUGUGAGGUCAGGCCAGGUUGAUCGUGCCAGGGACCUGUUUGAUCAUAUGCCUGAAAGAGACACCAUCGCAUGGACCGCGAUGAUCGAUGGCUAUGUACAGGUUGGCAGGUUCAGGGACGCAUUGGAGACAUUCCGUUACAUGCAGAUUUGCAAGGUGAGAGCAGAUGAGUUCACCAUGGUCAGUGUGGUCACUGCCUGUGCCCAGCUAGGUGCUCUGGAGACAGGGGAAUGGGCAAGGAUUUACAUGGGAAGACUUGGGAUCAAGAUGGAUGUUUUUGUCGGGAAUGCACUCAUAGACAUGUACUCAAAGUGUGGGAGCAUUGAGCGCGCAUUGGAUGUAUUCAAAGAUAUGCACAACAGAGAUAAGUUUACCUGGACUGCCAUUAUACUUGGUCUCGCAGUGAAUGGCCGUGGGGAGGAGGCUAUUGACAUGUUCUAUAGAAUGCUCAGGGCUUUACAAACUCCAGAUGAGGUGACCUUCGUUGGUGUUCUCACUGCCUGCACUCAUGCUGGCUUGGUUGACAAAGGCCGAGAGUUCUUCCUCAGCAUGACAGAGGCAUAUAAUAUUUCCCCUACUGUGGUGCAUUACGGAUGCUUAAUCGAUGUCUUAGGCCGAGCUGGGAAAUUAAAGGAAGCAUUGGAUACAAUAGACAAAAUGCCCAUGAAGCCCAACUCCACUAUUUGGGGAACCCUGCUGGCAUCCUGUAGGGUUUAUGGUAAUUCAGAAAUAGGUGAAUUGGCAGCGGAGCGUCUCCUUGAGUUGGAUCCAGAUAACAGCACAGCGUACAUCUUGUUGUCAAACAUGUAUGCAAAAUCUAAUAGAUGGAAAGAUGUCCGACGGAUUAGGCAGAUAAUAAUGGAGAAAGGAAUCAAGAAAGAACCUGGUUGCAGUAUGAUUGAAAUGAAUGGCAUAAUUCACGAAUUUGUAGCCGCUGAUAGGUCUCAUCCUAUGAAUAAAGAAAUCUACUCAAAGUUGGAAAAUGUGCUAACUGAUUUGAGGAAUGCUGGAUAUGUGCCUGAUGUAACUGAGGUCCUUGUUGAAGUCACGGAAGAGGAAAAGCAGAAGGUUCUUUACUGGCACAGUGAGAAGUUGGCAGUCACUUUUGCUUUACUCACUUCAGAAUCUAAUGUUAUCAUAAGAAUUGUGAAAAACUUGAGGAUGUGUUUGGACUGCCACAACGCAAUAAAAUUGAUAUCGAAAUUGUAUGGAAGAGAGGUCAUUGUGAGGGAUAGGACACGCUUCCAUCAUUUUAGACAUGGAUCCUGUUCAUGCAAAGACUAUUGGUAAGUGGUAGCACAUUAAUACAUUAUAUAUGAAUCAUACGGACAACUGAACAUCUGUAAGCAAGUGAAAACCCAAAUGACCAACAAGCAUUUCAGUUGAAAUGUGGCAGUGACUGCAAAUUUUUAGUCCAGGGAAUGAAGUUAAUAAUGAGAGAAUAUUCUUAAUCCAGCUUAGCCUAUACAUGUUGUGCUCUCCUUAAGGCACUAUAAUAUCUUGGUGUAAACCUCUCUGUCGCUGAUGGUUGUACUGGCAAAGUUCUUAUUGAAAGGAAGGUAACCUUACAUGUUCUCUUUUAUGUCAUGCUGAAAUCUGUUUUCCUUUUUCUGGUUAGAGAGUAUUAAGUUUUUCCUGAUUUCUCAAUAAGUUGUUCCUUAAUUUAGACUAUUCUGUUAAGGAGGUUUUCUCAUUCAGAUUCUUAUGAGCUAAAAAUCGAAAUAUGAUAUGUAUGGAAUUUAUUUAUUUUUAAAACAAAUCCUUUUACUAACAUGCUGUACAUGAUUCACUAUGCGACUUGCCAAGAUAUCUUACACUUGGAGCUUUUCCAGCUUUGCAGAGAUUUUCAUCAAAGGAGGAUGUCUGAUGGAGCCUUACUGUUUCAUUCAUAGAAAAACCAGGGAGGCGAAGGUACAGAAGCCAUCAAAUGUUAGCCUUGGGAUACCGAGCUCCCUUGCAAUUUCACCGGUCCACCACUGCACCAUGUCAGAUAUGAUGCAGCUUGGAGGUGGGCAUAGCUGACGGAGCCUCGCCGUGAG
Messenger RNA from Oryza sativa Japonica Group (Japanese rice), 2975 nucleotides. The record is from RefSeq and is a predicted model, not a curated record. NCBI's taxonomy places the organism in Eukaryota, Viridiplantae, Streptophyta, Magnoliopsida, Poales, Poaceae.